UGUCGCCUGUAAAGCGGCCUAAAAAAGCGGCCUUCUGAGGAUACAGCCUGUGAAUUUAAACGCAGGAAUUUCCGAACGCGUCCUGAAUAUCCGUAAACGGAAGUAGAAUCACCAAUCACAGUCCAGGAAAAUUGGAAGGCGGAAAUCAUUUUUCAGCGUAAAUCAAUGGCUAUCGCACCGAUGAGAUGGAUGCGGCACAAACAGAUUUCAUCUAUUGCUAUGGAGCCAUCACAGAGGUUCUCCGAUGUGGUCCUCCUGACUUGCACACUGGCCCCAAAGUGCUUGUUGUAGUUAUUCCUGGUAACCCUGGUGUAGUGGGCUUUUACAGAAGCUUCAUCGAAACGCUUUACGCUCUGUUUGGCAGCCAACACCCAGUGUGGGCUGUAAGCCAUGCUGGACACUGUAUUCCACCUGCAUCCAUGGACAUGCUAGAAGAUGCCUACUCAGCGGCUGAUCUGGACCCAUUUGGUCUGAAUGGUCAGAUAGAACACAAGCUGGCCUUCUUGAGGAAGCACGUCCCAAAGAAAACAAAGCUCAUCCUGGUGGGACAUUCCAUUGGCUGCUACAUCAUUUUGGAAAUAAUGAGGAGAGAUCCCAGUCUCGAGAUCGUCAAGGCCGUCAUGCUGUUUCCGACGAUUGAACGCAUGGCCCAGACUCCCCAGGGGAAGAGCAUGACCCCAAUGCUGUGUCACCUGCGCUACCUGGCCUACCUGGCCAUUUUCCUGCUCUCUCUACUGCCCGAGAGACUCAAAGGCGCUCUGGUCAAAGUGGUUUUGGCUGGCAUUGGCUCUCUGGACCGCUCCGUUGUCCGACCCACUGUAGGCCUCCUCAGCGGUGACUCUGCAGCGAAUGCUGUGUACAUGGCCGGGCAGGAAAUGAGGCAGGUUUUGGAGAGAGAUCACGUGACCAUUGGGAAAAACCUUGAAAAGCUCAUCUUCUAUUAUGGAGCGACAGACCGUUGGUGCCCUGUGCAAUAUUAUCACGAGAUCAAGGAGGACUUCCCGGCCGGAGAUUUCCGACUUUGUGAAAAUGGAUUUCGUCAUGCUUUUGUACUGGACGCUGGGAGAGAAGUGGCAAAAAUGCUGGCAGAAUGGAUCCAGAGCCAUUUGAAGAUUUGAAGUCUUAUAUCUAUCUUGGAUGAUGUUGAUGCUUUGGUUGCCUAAUGUGCGUUUUCCAUGACAGACACACGCACACUUUUGUGUUUUUGUUGGGUUUCUGUAGUGCUAGAUUGUUUUACAUUGUAUUUUACGACACUAUUUGGUCAAUAGUAGUUUUGAAAUGAAUGGUUUGGCAAGUGCA
Syngnathus acus (greater pipefish) is the source of this 1299-nucleotide messenger RNA. It is a transcript of the gene ldah, whose product is annotated as lipid droplet associated hydrolase. Gene Ontology annotation, molecular function: lipase activity. Gene Ontology annotation, cellular component: lipid droplet. The record is from RefSeq and is a predicted model, not a curated record. Gene Ontology annotation, biological process: lipid storage. NCBI's taxonomy places the organism in Eukaryota, Metazoa, Chordata, Actinopteri, Syngnathiformes, Syngnathidae. The transcript is spliced from 7 exons. The coding region runs from base 186 to 1118 and encodes 310 amino acids.